Molecule: messenger RNA, 4269 nt
Organism: Mobula hypostoma (lesser devil ray)
Lineage: Eukaryota; Metazoa; Chordata; Chondrichthyes; Myliobatiformes; Myliobatidae
Gene: impg2a
Product: interphotoreceptor matrix proteoglycan 2a
Exons: 20
Coding region: 16-4110 (1364 amino acids)
Biological process (GO): visual perception
Molecular function (GO): hyaluronic acid binding; heparin binding
Source: RefSeq, a predicted model, not a curated record
UAUAAAGGAAAGAGAAUGUUAGGUUAUUGGUGGAAAACCUCUUCAGUGUUUCCAUGUGUCCUUCUACUCAACUGCGUUUUAGAGGCAAAUUCAGAUGUAUUGAAGGGGACUUCAGGUGAGAGAAGACAGCAUCAAGAUCCUGGAAGUCUGCCUCAUGGCAGCACUAAAUCGCUUGAAACUGGAAGCGCUGUGCAGAUAACUGAUCGGAAUACCAGACAUAAACGAUCCUUUUCAUUUCCAAGUGAUAUUAAACUGUGCCCAGAGGAAACUGUGUCACAGGCCAUUGGCAGCUACUUCAAGUAUUACAAGUUGAGAGUGUGUCAAGAAGCAAUAUGGGAAGCAUUCAAAACCUUCUGGGACAGGUUACCUGAGCGACAUGAACAUCAAUCUUGGAUAGACGCUUGCAAUCAAGGCAUCAUCAAUAUUUUUGACAUCGGCAUGAACUUCAGCCAAUCAGAAGAACACCAAAACUUGAUUAAGGAGAAAGUAUCUCUACAGAUGGAAAAUGUGAGUAGUUCCGUCCUUGAAGAUGUUUGCCCUCUAACCACAAAUGCAAUACCAACAGAAGUAAACCCCACACUAGAUGGUGCUGAUGGAAUUUUUGUCGAUGGUAUUACUGUCUCAGCAGAAGAAAAUGAGAACACUACCCCUGGAGAAACUGAACAAAUUACAGAUCUGCCAUCAAGUCAAGUUGUGGAAUUCUUCGUCCAGGUUCUAGGGGAGUAUUACACUGAGGAGCUCUCUGAUCCAGCUACUAGGGAAUAUCAGAGGUUGGCUGAUUAUGUCCACGCCAAGAUUGAAAAUGUCUUUGAAAAAUUCCCAGGAUAUCAAGCAACUAAUUUCUUGGAGUUCAGGAAAAGCCAGAAUCCAGACAGUAACAGUAGUAAUGUGACAGUUCACUGCACGGUUACAUUUGAUGUGGACACUGGAGUUUUACAGAGAGAAACACUUAACUUCAUCGACCUAAAUUCCAAAAACAUGGAAAAUAACCUUCCCCUGGAAACUGAGGAUCAACUUACAGCUGCAUACACAAUUACUGACUUUCAGAAUUACAUAGCUGAGGCCUUGCAUAAGGAAAAUCUAAUCGGAAAUGGAUCGCUGACUUUUAAUCCAGAUUCUCUUCAGUUUAUGAAUGAGCAUUCAAUCAGCCAUGCAUUAAGCAAUAUUAAAGUUUACCUGGAAGACCAAUCAACAGAUCUUUCAAAAGGAAAGGAUGAAGAAAGAAAUUUCCUGGAGGAAGAUGGUAUUUCAAUACAAUCACAUUCAACAUCUAUUGAUCUUCUAUCCGAAGAAAGAGAGUUCAAUGCAGAAACUACCCCUGUUACUUCAACGGAGCAAACGACACCUUUGGAGCAGCACGAUGUUUUUGAACACAUGGUCCCACUGCCAACCAGCAGAAUGUUCACAAUAUCCACAGCAUCUGGAAUCGGUGGGAGCACAAUGAUUAACGUUGGUGAAAAGAUAAAAGAGACCUCUGAUUCCCGUACAUCACAGAUCAUCGCAUCAAACACACCUGGUGGUACAGUUACUCGGCCCAUUUUUGGUGAAGAGACUGAUUUUGGCUCUGAAUCGGGGUCUGGGAUUGAACAAGAUUAUUUGUGGUCCUGGUCUACAGCAGUUUCUCAAUCAGUUUCUUACAGGCCACACAGUGGGCCACAGGACAGCAAUUCUAGUCAAUUCACCAAUGUGAAGGAUCAUGAGGGAUUGCCUGUUGAUGAUUAUACUGAUCAAUCAAGCGUUAAUAUCGAGGACUUGACUAGUGAUCCAACUGCAGCAGACACUGCCGCAGCCCUUUCAAAUGAAGUAGAUGCAGUCUCGUCAAUGGAAGCAGCUUCAGGUUUUGGCACUGAAAUUGUAUCUCAUAGGGCUGAAGGGAUGAUUAAAGGAGCCUCUGUUGAACGGACACUAGAUUACUUCCCAGAAUCAACAAUGCAAACAUCACAACCAACAGAAGCCUUUAAGUACUAUUCAGUUGACUCAACCGCAAGAGCCCAACCCUUCACAGAGCAUCCAACAGCAUCUGAGUCAGCUGAAAGUAGCUUUGCUUCAGCGCUGCCAGUUACUGAGUUAUCCGCCCAAGGUCAAUUUAUAACGGAAACAUUUAUCACACAGCGUAUAGCAACACAGACAUCUACCAGUGGAAACCGAGCUUCUGAUCCUUUCAUUAUAGAACAGCUUACUGUUGGAUCACAUGCCAAGGGCCACUUACUUACUGAACUGGCCACCACACAGCGAGAAAUAUUGCAGUCAGCCACCACAGGACAUGCAGCGGUAAAACUUUUGUCUUCAGAAGAUGAGGCACUAGAGUCAUCUGCCACAGGUCCCAUCAAGAAACUGUUCACACCGUCUUCCGAAAUGGAGCAGCUGAUCACUAAGUCAUCCAGAAGCGGUGAUUUCUCUACUUUAACGUGGGAACCCCUGGAACUGGUCACUGAUCCUUCCUUCACAGCACGACCAGCAUCGGAUUCUUCAGAUGUGAUCCAACCACACGCCGAAUUAUCUAAUGAUGUGCAACCUUUCACUAAAAUACUAGCUCCAGUAGACAUGGUAGAGUCCAAUAUUAUUGAUACUGAAUUGAGCAACUCCAUCCAACAGAAUAUUGUUAACUCCAUACUUACUGAGCCUAGUACUCAAUCAACUACUGUAAUGCCCAUUUCUGAGUACGUUACCAAUGCUUUUCAAUUGUUCAGCGAACAUAACAACGUUGUUAAUUCUGCUAAUGAAUACAUCGUGGCAUCAAACCUCAGAGCAACAUCUGCAGCUGUACGGCCCUCCAUUAAGCUAUCUGCCAGGCAGGAUAUGAUGGGAGAGUAUAAUACCUUUGGGCCCCAUGAUCCUACCUUUAUAGAGCACAAUGAGGUGAAAUCCUCUCAAAGUGCAUCUCAGGACAAUGAAGAGUGGUCUAAGGUUCAAGACAUCUCAGUUGAACUGGAUCAGUCAGACAUAGUCUAUCCUCAUGAAGAAUCCAUCAAUGAAGAAAUUAUAAGUGGCUACAGAGACUACAGUGCCACUGCGCCAACAAAUCAACCUGUAUCAAGUGAUAGUCGUACAUCCUCACAGUCACUGAUAGUCUUCUUUAGCCUACGUGUUACAAAUAUGAUUUUUUCAGAUGACCUCUUCAACAAAAGUUCACAUGAGUACAAAGCUUUAGAGCAGCGAUUCCUGGAACUCCUUGUUCCUUACUUGCAGUCUAACUUGACUGACUUCAAGCACCUUGAAAUCCUGAACUUCAGAAAUGGAAGCAUCAUUGUGAACAGCCGCGUGAAGUUUGCAAAGCCUGUACCACAAGAUGUCACCAAUGCUGUUUAUCUAAUCCUGGAUGACUUCUGCAACACAGCAUACCAAACUAUGAACCUGGCCAUAGACAGAUUUUCUCUGGAUGUUGAAUCAGGUGAUGAUGCAAACCCAUGCAAGUUUCAAGCCUGCAAUGAAUAUUCUGAAUGCCUGGUGAACAAGCAAACAGGCGAAGCUGAAUGCGUUUGCAAUACUGGGUAUCUGAGUGUGGAUGGCCUGCCCUGUCAAAGCAUUUGUGAUAUAGACACGGACUUCUGUCUCAAUGAUGGCAAGUGUGAUACCAUUCCAGGCCAAGGAGCAAUCUGCAGGUGUCGUGUGGGUGAGAACUGGUGGUAUAGAGGAGAGCACUGUGAAGAGUAUGUCUCUGAGACUCUCGUUGUGGGCAUUGCCAUCACUUCAGCGGCUGGCUUCCUUUUGGUAGCUUUUGCUGUGAUUUUCUUUGUAGCCAGAACUCUUCGUGCUCAAUAUGCCAAAAGUGGAACUGAGGACUCUGGAGAAGUUAAUGAUAGCAUGGCAUCAAUGGAAAAUGGGACAAAGUAUAAUCCUAUGUACGAGAGUGAUGCCACGACUGGUUAUAGUCAUUACAAGAAACGCUACCCACCUUCAUCCAGGUACAGUUCAAGCAGUGGAGAGGCAUCCGCCAACUUCAGUAGCGAUGAGAUCAGACACGUCUACGAGUGCACCGAACUUAGCAAAGAGGAAAUUCAAGACAGACUUCGGAUCAUAGAUCUGUACACUAAGGACAAGCAAUUUGCCGAGUUUGUGCGACAACAUCAGGCAGCCAUGGAUAAUAAGCAAAGAAAUCCUAUGAGCUAGUCAGAAGGCGAAAAAAAAAUGGAUUUUUCAAUCUUCUAUUGAUCGCUCCUCCUAUCAGUAAUGGAAGAGACAAGGAAGGAGUCAUGUUCAGUUGCUCAUAUAAUCAUUGUUACUGCAGUAACAGAAACCACUUUUGUAAAUUUAAAUAUUAUGUUGGUG